Messenger RNA from Bathycoccus prasinos, 1746 nucleotides. Its product is annotated as sugar transporter. NCBI's taxonomy places the organism in Eukaryota, Viridiplantae, Chlorophyta, Mamiellophyceae, Mamiellales, Bathycoccaceae. Gene Ontology annotation, cellular component: membrane. The transcript has a single exon. The record is from RefSeq and is a predicted model, not a curated record. Gene Ontology annotation, molecular function: myo-inositol:proton symporter activity. The coding region runs from base 1 to 1746 and encodes 581 amino acids. Gene Ontology annotation, biological process: transmembrane transport.
AUGACUCCAUCGUCUCUUUACGCAUCAGCCUCAUUAUCGUCCUCGGUUUUCAUUCUAUCAUCCAAGUCGCCUUCGUUCAUCACCGCCGCGCACAAAAAGCAGAGAAAAGAGAAGAAAAAUUACCUAUAUAACGGUCGCCCACUCCGUGCCUCGCUACCCGACGACGAUAAAGAUAUUCCCAUUCGGUUUGAAUCGAUACAAGAUAGAAUAGUAGUAGCAGUAGUAGAGAGAAAUAAGAGGAGAAUGCCAAGAAGUACCGUGAAUGCCUAUUCUGCAGCGAGUGCCGCGAGCUCAGGAGGCUAUUAUGUUGCUUCCUCGGCAGCAGCGAUGAGUAGCGAGGACGAGAAAAAACUCUACACACUUACGCUUGCGGCGUGCCUGUCGAUGUUGGCAUUCGGUGCGGCAUGCGGAUGCAUCGCAGGAGCGCUCGUGUACGUUGAAUUCGGAACUCCUUCAGCGACGGUUUUUUUAAGUUCCGAAAUCAAAGGUGCAAUAGUUGCUGCUCUUCCGUUAGGCGCUGCUACAGCGUGUUUGGCGAUUGGUUCCAAAACAGUGAGCGAAAGGUUUGGCAGGAGAGAUAUUUUUCGGUUUGCAAAUGCGCUAUAUCUCGCUUCAGCUGCUCUCGCUUCUUUGUCGAAUUCUUAUACGAUCCUCAUCGUCGCACGCUUUAUGUCUGGUCUCGCGUGUGGGUGUUCAACGGCAAUAACGACGGUUUUCAUUUCCGAGUGUGUCCCGGCCAAAACACGAGGGAAGUACACCUCACUCUCGCCACUUUUCGGAACGGUCGGUUUAAUGUACGCAUUUGUGAUGAGUUUAGUCAUAGCUUCUAUAUUCGGGGUUGCUAAUUUGGAUGCCACCGCUGCAGUCAGUGUCACUGGAGAGGCUUCGUCUUCGCUCGUGUGGCGAUUGAUGUUACUGGUACCAAUUUUACCGUGUUUAGCUCAAGAGUAUGUUUUUAGAUAUAUGCCAGGCGCAUGUCCUGAAUCACCGAGAUGGUUAGCAAGUCGUGGGCGCUAUCAAGAAGCUCGUGGUAUUAUGAAAUCUUUAGGACAGACGUUGCCGUCGAACAGUGUCGCGAGCUUGGCGACUUCAGACGCGCGGCCGAUUGAAGAUGCUGGAUUUUUCGGAUUGUUCAAGUCAUCCAAACACAUCAAGGCAACGGGAGUCGCAUGCGGCAUGAAUAUGCUCCAGCAGUUUUGUGGAAUAAACGUGAUCGUUUACUACGCGCCAAAAAUAUUGAAUUCGUUAGGAUACGGUAAACGUGAAUCUAUUUUGCUCACAGUGAUAGUUUCUAUGGUCCAAAUUUGCUUUGGUACGUAUUUAUCGCAGAAGAUUGACGUCUACGGAAGAAAGAAGAUGGCGAUGAUUGGUAUUUGUGGUAUAAUCUCAGGCUGCGCUUUAUUAGCGUUCUCUUACUCUACUGCCGCUGGUAGUGUAAGCACUGGGCUCAUAGCAAUACUCGGCAUUCUUAUAUUCCGAGUUUCAUUUUCCUUAUCGUUGGGACCAAUACCAUACGUCGUAUCUUCCGAAGUUUUCCCGAAGGAUGCUCGAAGUUCUGGUGUUGCGCUUGCAACGCUCGUCCAGUGGCUGUGUAAUGUUCUCGUCACUUUCACAUUUCUAUCCUUUGUGGAUACUUUUGGUGCGUGUAAUGUUUUUGUAGCGUACACGUUCGUCGGUGUAUUAGCAUUAGCUAGCGUGCAUUACUUGCUUCCAGAGACGAAUCAACAGAAGCUGGAAGACAACUGA